AGUAAUAAUGAUGGAAAAAGAUAAAACAUCACGCAAAACCUAAAAAGAAAGUCGUCUGGUUGUCGUGUGCUGCUCUCUCCUCAAAUAGUUUUGCCAAAGUUUUCACGUCAUUUUUUUUACCCCCACUCUCCUUCGUAUCAUACUAUAUUAGUACAACGAGUACCCACCUCUCUCUUUCACCUAACCACCCUUCUCUACUCUCUCCCCAUUGAUAAAAAUGUCAGUCAACCAUUACUCCACGGACAACCACCACACUCUCUUCUGGCAGAACCUCCACACCACCGACACAUCGGAGCCAACCACAACCGCCGCCGCAUGGCUCAGUGAAGACCAGAAAGAGUAUCUCUUCGAGAAAUCUCUCACACCCAGCGACGUUGGCAAGCUCAACCGUCUCGUCAUACCAAAACAGCACGCGGAGAAGUACUUCCCUCUCAACACAACCAUCUCCGAUAAUGCUGAUGAGAAAGGGACGCUUCUAAGCUUCGAAGACGAGUCAGGCAAGUGCUGGAGGUUCAGAUACUCUUACUGGAACAGCAGUCAAAGCUACGUGUUGACUAAAGGAUGGAGCAGAUACGUCAAAGACAAACAGCUCGAUCCAGCCGAUGUUGUUUUCUUCCAACGGCAACGUUCUGAUUCCCGGAGACUCUUUAUUGGCUGGCGUAGACGCGGUCAAAGCUCCUCCUCCGCCGCGAAUCCAACUUCGUAUUCUAGUUCCAUGACUGCUCCACCGUAUAGUAAUUACUCUAAUCGUCCUGCUCACUCAGAGUAUUCCCACUAUGGCGCCGCCGUAGCAACAGCGACGGAGACGCACUCCAUACCAUCGUCUUCCGCCGUCAGGAGCUCGAGGACGGUGAGGCUUUUUGGUGUGAAUUUGGAAUGUCAAAUGGAUGAAGACGACGGAGAUGAUUCGGUUGCCACGGCAGCCGCCGCUGAGUGUCCUCGUCAUGACAGCUACUACGGCCAAAACAUGUACAAUUAUUACACUCCUCAGCCUCAUAACAUGGAGGUUCAGAAGCGACCCGUAAUCCGCACGUGGUUUCCGUUUGCCCAAAGACCCGUACUCCGCACGUGGUUUCCGAUUGCCAACCAUCUAAUCCCCCUGGUCCGGAACCAGCCGGCACUAAUACCCAUUACCCAAGGACCCGGCACCAACGCCGCGUUAACUUUAAACUUUGGGUGGGCGUAAAGCAUUCCGUAGUCACGGAAGGUAUUCGAACUCGGAUCCGUAUCGGUUGUGGUAACUACCUCAAGACCACUAGUCCACCACCUCGUGGUUUUUCUUCUGAAAGAUGAAAUUGGAAACUGAUGAGAUUAAUAUAGAAAAAGUGGGGCCAACCAAAUGAUAAUUUAUUUUUAUUUUUAUUGGAGUUACUUUUUUUUUAUCAACUAUUGGAGUUAUGUUUUUAACUAGCUUCUUCAAAUAGUUUCUCUUGCAA
Brassica oleracea var. oleracea is the source of this 1436-nucleotide messenger RNA. RefSeq names its product B3 domain-containing protein At5g06250-like. The coding region runs from base 218 to 1186 and encodes 322 amino acids. The record is from RefSeq and is a predicted model, not a curated record. Gene Ontology annotation, molecular function: DNA-binding transcription factor activity; DNA binding. NCBI's taxonomy places the organism in Eukaryota, Viridiplantae, Streptophyta, Magnoliopsida, Brassicales, Brassicaceae. The transcript is spliced from 3 exons.